AUGCUUUCGUCAAUAAGUAAUGGAAUAAUAUGGGCUGCAUGUAGUAGCAAUAAGGCAGUAAUAGGACAUCCGGAAUUCUGCUUACUACUUCCGUCGAUCUAUAGCUUACAGCAGUACCGAGGACGUAAACGUAAUCUGAAACGUGCGCUUACUAAACAGGAGCGCCAGGAAAGACGAUUGAAACGAGAAGCAAAAGAAGCGGAGCGGAAAAAAUACACUUUCAUGCAGAGGAUCCAAAUCUCAAGAAUGAAACACAUGACCUCCAUUUCGGAACAGUUUCCUGGUCGGUUGAAUCCAGCGAAGGAAGCACAUUUACCAGAUAAGCCAACCACAAAUAUUUUUAUCCGAAGUGCUUACAAAACUCAGUAUUACUCAGUUUCAGAAGCACUUCAAAUGCAUAGGGAAAUGCAGCAACCAUCCAUUUACAAUAAUCCGAACGCACGUAUUCGUUUACGUAUGGAACUUAAUAUGACGACGGAAAGAAAGACUAAAAUGGUUGCCGAUUCCGAAGAGUUAGUACCAAUUCCUUAUCCAUUUAAACAUAACGAGAAGCGAACAAUAUUGGCAUUUGCAUAUGAACAACAUAAUCGGGAUGCCGCCGUCGAAGCCGGUGCUGAAAUUGCACUCGGCCCAGAUAUGAUUAAAAAGAUUAUCAAAGGAAUGUUUCGCAUUGAUGAUUAUGACUUCUGUGUUGCACAUACUGAUAUGGCUUCCAGUAUUCUUCCCUUACGAGGAAUUUUAAGAUCACGUUUUCCAAAUAAAAUCAAUGGUGGUCUUGGUGAUGACUUCCAAGAAAUCAUCGGUAAAUUUAAGAAUGGUAUAAAAUUAUCAAUUCGAGGUGAUCCGAUCAUGCCGGUUUGGGGUCUCUGUGAUACCGUAAUAGGACGAUUAGCAAUGAACGAUGAUGAAUUAAAGGCAAAUAUUGCAGCUGUUAUUGAAGCUUUAUGUAAACAUCGAAAUCCUGCUUUAGGACCAUUCAUCAAUCGCGCAUUAAUUAUGGUAAUACCUGGUGAUGCUCACUUUGCUCUCGAUGUUAAUCCAUUUUUGCCAAUCCCAACAGAACAAGAAAUUGAAAAAAUUGGAAAACGAAUGAAGAAAAAGAAGAAAGGACUAGAAUCUGCGAAGAGCGACAAUUCUGAAGCCUUGUCAUCUAGUGCUGAGGCUCAGUGA
Messenger RNA from Brugia malayi, 1170 nucleotides. RefSeq lists its product as uncharacterized. The transcript is spliced from 10 exons. NCBI's taxonomy places the organism in Eukaryota, Metazoa, Nematoda, Chromadorea, Rhabditida, Onchocercidae. Bases 1 to 1170 code for a protein of 389 amino acids. The record is from RefSeq and is a predicted model, not a curated record.